AUGUCUGAGCCCACCUCGCCAUCUGUACCACCGAAAGUGAUUGUCUCGAGACCAGUUGACGAGGCAGCAAACAAAAGUGCGCAAAGGUCAGGCAGAAGACGGAAUCUAGGCCCUAGCCGCAUGAGCGAAGAGCAAGGACGAUCUUCUGGUUCUAGCGAAUGGAUUGAUGUUGACGAUAGACCUUGGCGACGGAAACGGUCUUCGAGACGGACAUCUUCUCGUCGGCACGAGCAUUCUACGAGGUCGACUGCGGGAAGUGGAAGCGAAAGUGAAUUGGCAAGAUACUUCCCAAGCCUGAGUCGCAUAUUGGAGUCUGGCGAGUCGACAGUACGGUCUCGACCUGGAAGUAGAGGUCUGGAUACAUCUCGGAGGUCCGAGAAGACUGCUAUUCGGCAGCAUCGAUAUCAGGACGACGCUACCUCUACUUAUCGUCGCCCAAUCAGACAUCGAGCAGGCGGUGUGCAGCGACGACUUGAUCAUCCCUUCAAGGUCAACCCUUCAUUACUGUCCGUCUUGUCCAGUCUCACGGAAAGUACAGACAAGUCAAGUGGAAGCGGCUCGACAAUUACUCAACGAUCUUAUGACAGACGUGGUAGCGAUAGCUCCAGGACACCCGUUGGUAUGCCUCGCCGUUCCGUCUCCACUUCCGAUGUUGGCUCGACCGUAGGCACCAAGCCCCGUCCCAAAUCGCCCAAUGUCUUCGACUACAUGGUCGCAUCCACGGCCAGUGACGACCAUGACAACCGCUCUGUUAUAUCGUCGUCAUCGUCACAUUACGAGCCGUCCAUUGCUGGCUCGAGCGAAGCACCAGACACCCCAUCUACACAGUCAACCUUCCCAUCGCCUACAGCCACUCGCAGUCACAGCGUCGCGGAGCUCAGACGAAAGUACGAUCCACAAUAUGCCAGCUCAGAAGUAUCAUCCGCUAUGAGCGAAGAACAAAGCCCAGAAUUACCAUCGCGGAGCAUGCAGGCGCCCAGUGUUAGCGAUGUCGAAGAGGAUGACGAGGAACAUAGUAUCGCGCCUACAGCGCCGUCCGAACUCAGCUUCCAGUCUCGCGAGAGGUCCGUAUCACGAUCCUCUCGCGGCUCAAGGUCUUCAAGACGUUCGGCGAGUCAAAUGAGCCAACAGGAUGAGGCUCGACGACAGCACAUGGCUCAUGCGAGCCAGCCGUAUCCUCAACACUACAUCAACCCGGUCUACGGCCAGCAUCGAUCAUUCUCCAGCUCAUCGACACACUCGGCACAGCAUGGCUACCAGAUGGCAAUGCAACGAUACCAAUGGCCAUCGCCACCAGCACCACCACCCCACGAGGCUACCAUGAAUAGCCACCUCGAGUCGAUGGAGCCUCCACAUGCGCCGGACGCACCAGACCUCAGUCAAAGGACGAUAGCAGGCUACGAGAAACUCGCGUUGGAGCUCGCAACUCGAGACUCUUCAGUAGAACCUCUCUACAGAAAAUUCGAAUACCUCAAUCACCGUAUCCUCUUACACUUACAAGACGAACUAGCGGAACUCGAAGAACACCUUCGCACCCUAGAUGAGAUAAUAGCACAAAUGCAUCCACCUUCACCAUCAGAGAAAACAAGAACACCAGCCUCACGGCGCGCGGAGACCUAUAAUGGAACCGAGAUUCACCUUCAGCGAACGAACCUGCUCGGAAGAAUCUUCAUCAAGACCGAGCAGUACAAUCGUGCCAUGACGGCAUACACGAGUCUCAUGAAGACCUCGAGCCAAGCCGAGAUGGAGCAGGUUGAGGCAUACACUUCUUGGUUGAAGGCACACAACCCUGUUCACGACUCAGAGACACGCUUUCUAAGCCAUACCGUGGACCUCAUCGCUCCCACCACUCCACCUUCACAGCCAUUCAGCUCAGCAAUAAGCCUUACGCCCGGAGCACUAGCGGCCUACAUACCAAUAACGCUAAUGCUGCCUCUGCUACUCUUCUCCCUGAUACCGUCCCUGGCAGGGCGCCUGGCCGUCACAGCUCUGAUAGCGGCAGGAGCUUUCCUCGUGGUGGGUACGACGAGGAUAAGAGGGUUGUUGCCGCCGAGAGAGUGGGCGGUGUGUGGGGCUGUGUAUGCGCUUGUUAUGGCGGCUGUGGCUGGUUGUGUACCUGUGUAUGGGGCGUGA
Molecule: messenger RNA, 2133 nt
Organism: Recurvomyces mirabilis
Lineage: Eukaryota; Fungi; Ascomycota; Dothideomycetes; Mycosphaerellales; Teratosphaeriaceae
Exons: 2
Coding region: 1-2133 (710 amino acids)
Source: RefSeq, a predicted model, not a curated record